Messenger RNA from Vanessa atalanta (red admiral), 978 nucleotides. It is a transcript of the gene drm, whose product is annotated as protein drumstick. Gene Ontology annotation, cellular component: nucleus. Bases 242 to 484 code for a protein of 80 amino acids. The record is from RefSeq and is a predicted model, not a curated record. NCBI's taxonomy places the organism in Eukaryota, Metazoa, Arthropoda, Insecta, Lepidoptera, Nymphalidae. Gene Ontology annotation, molecular function: RNA polymerase II transcription regulatory region sequence-specific DNA binding; DNA-binding transcription factor activity, RNA polymerase II-specific. The transcript is spliced from 4 exons. Gene Ontology annotation, biological process: regulation of transcription by RNA polymerase II; embryonic hindgut morphogenesis; embryo development.
GUACCAAGCGAGCCAGUUUUUUCUUACCACCGCACCGCACGCCACACACUCGUUAAGCCCGUGCCAACACGAGAAGUCGCCACUAAUAAAUUACUGUUUUUUACUGCACUCGAACAGUCUACGCCGCGCAGCCGACUAAUUUAUACGUAAAAAUAAACAUUAAUCAGCAAUAAACGCCGCUGUUAGCGCCCGAUCACAGCGCCCAAGCCCCGCCCGUAGCGAGCACCAUAGAUCAGACAAAAUGUUCGCCGUGAUGCAAAUCGACGAAGAUCACACCAGGGAUUUUAGGCGUAAACUGCGCCCAAAGUGCGAAUUUGUCUGCAAGUAUUGCCAACGUCGGUUCACGAAGUCCUACAACCUGAUGAUUCACGAACGCACCCACAAGAGCCCGGAGCUGUCCUUCAGCUGCGAGGUCUGCGGGAAGAGUUUCAAAAGGCAGGACAAUUUGCGUCAGCACAGAUGUAGUCAAUGCUUGUGGCGGUGAGGUGACGGAGAUAGCACGAUCCAACAACAACGGUCUCUCUUACGCAAUAGAAGAUACACACUACAAUUCCAAUAAGGAGACCAUGAACAUAAGAUGGUGAUACAAACACAAUACGAUCACUAGAAAACCAUUGAGAUCAUAUAACGUCUGGGAAUUUAAACAGUAUUUAUGCUUCUAUUGUUGACACCAGAAUGGGACUUUGCAAUGUUAAAAUAAAUUAAGUUUUUCGUUUAAUCAACCUAUUGUCCAGUAGCACGAUUGUUAAAACGAACAUCGUGUUAAAAUUGAUACCGUUUAAGUAUCAUUUUUGACAUUAACUAUUAAUUUUGUUUAAUAGUAAAAAUAAAAACAAAUUUAAUUUACAGUAUCUUUAAAAUGUAGUGUUAAUGGAUAAUAGGGUAUAUUAAACUGUAUGAUGCUAAAUCAUUGUAUUUAAACGGUUUGUUGAUAUAAUAUCAGACGAAUAAAAUAAAGUAAUUUGAAAUUAUUUUAAC